Adineta steineri is the source of this 2046-nucleotide messenger RNA. NCBI's taxonomy places the organism in Eukaryota, Metazoa, Rotifera, Eurotatoria, Adinetida, Adinetidae. The record is from the annotation of a GenBank genome assembly.
AUGUCCGACGAAGAAAAAUACGAUGCACUUUUAAUGAAUAUUGCUUCACAACAUACAGGAGGAAUACAUGAAUUACUUGAUACAUUAUUUGGUUUUUUUGCACGUAAAACUGAUUUAUAUACAAGUCCAAAUGUUGAUCAGAAACCUGAAGAAUUAAUUUUACAAGCAUUUCAUAAAUGGGAAAAAGUUGCACUUGCAAAACAUAAGAAAGAUAAAGCAGAACGAGAUGAAGCUGAUCGUGUUCGACGUGAAAAAUUACGUCGUAAACGUGAAGAAGAAGAAGGUGAAAAAAAUGAAUCAUCACGUAUUGUUGAAGUUACAGAUGAAGAAGCUGAUAGAAUUACACGAGAAAAUGCUCAAGCAAAAGCACAAAAAAUGGUAUCAGAUAAUAAAGCUUCAGUUGUAAAAGAAACUGAAACAAAAGUUACUGAAUCUUCCGAUGCUAAAGAAGAAAAUAAGGAUGAAAAGAAAGAAGAUGAUGAUGAAAAUGAAGAAGAUAAAGGAAAAGAAAAACCAAAUACAGGUAAUGGAUGGACAGGACCUCAUUAUUCAUGGACACAAACACUUGAAGAAAUUGAUUUACGUGUUCCAAUUAAUAUUAGUGCUCGUGUAAAAUCUAAAGAUAUUAUUGUUAAAUUCGAUCGUAAGCAUUUAACUGUUGGUCUUCGUGGUCAUCCACCAAUUAUUGAUGGCGAAACAUUUGCUGAAUUGAAAAAAGAAGAUUCCAUCUGGACAUUAGAUGAUGGAAAACUUAUUCAUAUUGUUAUUGAAAAAGUUAAUAAAAUGGAAUGGUGGAGUCGUGUAGUAAAAUCUGAUCCUGAAAUUAAUACACGUAAAGUUCAACCAGAAAAUUCAAAAUUAUCUGAUUUGGAUGGUGAAACUCGAGGUAUGGUUGAAAAAAUGAUGUAUGAUCAACAUCGACGUGAAGCUGGUUUACCCACUUCUGAUGAACAAAAAAAACAAGAUAUGCUUCAAAAAUUUAUGGGUGCUCAUCCGGAAAUGGAUUUUAGUAAAUGCAAAUAUAAAAUGCCUAAACGUAAAACUGGGCAACGUAAAAAAGCUGAAAAGCAAAAAGAACGACAAAAAGUACUAGCAUCAGCUUAUAGCAAUAAACAAUUAGUUGAAUGGCCAUGCAAUUUCUUGAUGGAAUGUGAUAGAUGCAAAAAACAACAGAAAAAUCGUGCAUUUUGUUAUUUUUGUCAAGCUGUUCAAACAUUACCUGUUUGUGCACAAUGUGGAAAACAAAAAUGUCUAUCAAAAUCAGGUGAUUGUCUUGUUAAACAUGGUGUUAUACAUGCGACAGGUCUUCAAUUAGUGGGCGCUAUUUGUGAUUAUUGUGAAGCAUGGAUAUGUCAUUCAAAAAAAUGUUUAACAACACAUCCAUGUCAAUGUCCAUUACAAAAUGGUGAUUGUAUUGAAUGUAAUCGAAGUGUUUGGGAACAAGGUGGACGAGUUUUUCAAUGUUCAUUUUGUACUCAAUUUCUUUGUGAAGAUGAUCAAUUUGAACAUCAAGCAUCAUGUCAAGUACUAGAAUCAGAAAAUUAUAAAUGUGCAUCUUGUAGUAAACAUGGUCAGUGGUCAUGUUUAAGGUGUAAAGUAUGUUAUUGUGAUGAACAUAUAAAACGACGUGGUUUUAAAUAUACUCAAGGUGAAGCAUAUCCAUGUCCUAAAUGUAAUUUUCCAACAAAAGAAACGAAAGAUUUAGCUAUGUCAACUCGCGCUUAUGAUUAUGGAAGAAAAACUGAAAAGGGUUAUGGAGAUAUAGACGAGGAAGAAGAAGAGACUACGUUAGGCAUGACUGGUGGGUGUGAUUAUUUUACACGUGGUGAUGGUAGUCGAAAUUUCACAUUUGGCGGAAAAGCUAUUGAAGAGCGAGCGCCAAGAGAUGAAGAUGACAGCGACGAAGAUGAAGAUGAUGAUGAUGAUGAGGACGAUGAAGAUGAUGACGAUGAUGAUGAAGAAGAUGAUGAGGAGGAGGAGGAGGAAGAUGGUGAUGAUAAUAAUGAAGGCAAAGAAGAAAAUGAAAAAUCACCCGAACAACAAUAA